CGCCGCGCGGGCUACUGGCGGCUUAGCGCCGGCUCCACAUGCGUCCGCCGUUUGCACACCGUUUACCGCACAAUGGUAUUUGCGACUACGUGUAUCUAUCUCUUGCAAGAAUGUUUCUACGCAUACCAGGAAAAAAGUGACAUGGAAAAAUUGUCACGCGUCAUGUUCCUGUUGCUGUGCCAUGUGACGUCACUGGCGAAGCAGCUCGUGUUCCUCACGGACGCCGAUCGCAUAGAUCGCAUGGUCGCAGGUUUGGAUGGUAUCACUCUUUUUCCGAACACUAUAUUGUUACAUAUACAUAUACACACUGUACAAGUUGUGAAAUUGGAAGCGACACGGCGGGCGUUGCGGACACGCUCGGGCUUCGCGCACCGGCUGCUUAACUGCGCGGCGGCGCAUGUGGCGCGGCUACGGCGCGGCUACGCGGGCUGCGCGGCGUUCACGUGCCUGCUGUGGGCAGUUUUUGCUGCGCAGGCGCACGCGCGCCGACAGCCCUUCGAAUUUCCGCUUUGGAUCGGUGUCAACACUACUGACACUGUCGGAUUUGUGAUAGUUUUGCUGUAUACAUACUACGUCACGACGUUGGUUGGCAUCGCCAAUACCACGAUGGACGCUUUUAUAGCGACGGUACUCUACCAGUGUAAGACGCAGCUCAGCAUCCUUAGAAUGAAUUUGGAGAGGUUGCCGCAGAGUGCAAGCGCACUGAGCACAGCCAGCGGCCGGCGAAGAGACGACGUGUUCGCGGCGCUCUUUGUAGACUGCUGGUUACAAUACAAGAGAAUUUGCGAAACCGCGGGGCUGGUGCAGGACAUCUUUGGCGGUGCAAUCCUAGUGCAGUUCGGCAUCGGCGGCUGGAUACUCUGCAUGGCCGCUUACAAGAUCAUCAGCUUGGAUUUCAUCAGUAUCGAGUUUGCGUCGAUGAUUCUUUUUAUUCUUUGCAUCCUCACGGAAUUAUUCCUCUACUGUUACUACGGCACCGAACUUACUGAAGAGAGCACGCUGCUGGUGGACGCAGCGUACAGUAUGCGAUGGGCGGGCGAGGGGCGCGCGGCGCGGCGCCUUCUGCUGCUGCUGUUGGUGCGCGUGCACCGCCCUCUGCGCCUAGCCGCCGGACGCGUCGUGCCGCUCUCGCUCGACACCUUCGUCAAGAUUCUGAAGUCGUCGUACACUUUUUACGCUGUUUUACGACAAACGAAAUAG
Messenger RNA from Papilio machaon (common yellow swallowtail), 1200 nucleotides. Its product is annotated as odorant receptor Or2. Lineage: Eukaryota; Metazoa; Arthropoda; Insecta; Lepidoptera; Papilionidae. The coding region runs from base 73 to 1200 and encodes 375 amino acids. Gene Ontology annotation, biological process: detection of chemical stimulus involved in sensory perception of smell; sensory perception of smell. Gene Ontology annotation, cellular component: plasma membrane. Gene Ontology annotation, molecular function: olfactory receptor activity; odorant binding. The transcript is spliced from 10 exons. The record is from RefSeq and is a predicted model, not a curated record.